Molecule: messenger RNA, 2235 nt
Organism: Drosophila erecta
Lineage: Eukaryota; Metazoa; Arthropoda; Insecta; Diptera; Drosophilidae
Product: neprilysin-4
Exons: 1
Coding region: 54-1997 (647 amino acids)
Biological process (GO): protein processing
Cellular component (GO): plasma membrane
Molecular function (GO): metalloendopeptidase activity
Source: RefSeq, a predicted model, not a curated record
GAAGUCAGUAAGCGAACGUCGCUGUAAGUGGAAGUGAGUAAGUGGCUGCUGCAAUGGAGCUGCCAUUUUCGAUCGCCUGGCUGGGAGCGAUCCUUGGCAUAGUGCUGCUGCGGCUGGUGGCGUCCCAGGAUUGCCAGCGGCAAUUGGAGAACGACAUGGACGCCAAGGAGGCGCCGUGCAUGGACUUUCAUCAGCAUGCCUGCGGUAAUUGGCAUGCGAGCACUUUGCAGCGAAAUCUUGGUGCCCAUGACAUGCGAUCCCAGUGGGUGGCGCGUCUGAAACUGCAGCUCAUCCAGUCCCUGGAGCAAGCCGAUUUCAACAGCUCCUCCAACUCCGCAGCGCCCCAGUUGGCCACUUUCUACAGGAGCUGCUUGCAGAGUGGCCAAUCGAUAAGGACCUACACCGAUGCACUGUCUCGCAGUGGUGCCAACUUCCCAUUGCUGGCCAACAACACCGAUAGCUUCGAUUGGGUGCUGGCCAACGCCGCCCUGCGGGAGUACGGAGCUCAGGGUCUGUGGAGGCUCUUGGUGCAGGACAACUGGCAGUCGGCGGAUCAGAGGAUCUUCUAUAUACUGUCGCCCAAGUUCUAUCUGCUGGGCCGCGAUGAUGACUUGAUGGAGUUCCUGUACGAGCGUUAUCUGAAGAUUCUGCUCUUGGAAUUGGGCAUGCGAGUGCGUAAAGCGGCUCUGCUGGCCGCGAAACUGGUUGCAUUCGAGAAGAGUCUGCAGAAGCUGGUGCCCAACGAUGUGGCACAGACGUUGGUGUUGCGGAAGCCGCAUAGUCUGCGGGAUUUAGAGUUGCAGCUGCCGGGACUGCAGUUGAAGCGAUACUUUGAUGCGCUCCUGGAGGGCAUCGUCUGGGAUCCAGCGAGCCUAUUGCUGGUGGUGGAUUUGGAUUAUCUGCAGGGCCUGCAGAGAUUACUGGCGGAUCGGACAUUGGAUGCCAUGACCAUGUCCACCUGGCUGCUCCUGCAGCUACCCGCUCACUUCGAAUUGCGACUACACGACGACGAAAAGCUGAGCAGCCAGCAGGAACACAGCCUGGAACAGCUGAGGAAACUAAUGCCUGGACCACUGGGACGCCUCCAAAUGCAAUUGGUGUUGGGCGAGUCAUAUCAGGAGGCGUAUGACACCGCCAUACAACAGAUAGCCCUGCUCUUCCAAGAUCUGAAGCAGCAAUUCGAGUUGGUGCUGAAUGAGACGGAGGUCUUCCACGAUGAUUUGGCCACACGGAACUUGGCUCGUGACAAACUGAGGGCCAUGCGAUUGCUAACGCCUCGGCUACAGGAUCCCAACAAUGGCGCUCCUGGCACGCCCCUGAUGGGCGGCAAUUGUGACGAGAACCUAUUGCAGCUGUCACUUAACCAAGCGAAAUUGGAAUUCCGGCAGGUUUUCGGCGAGCCCGCUAGCUCGGCGCCAGCGGAUCCGCUGUCAGUGAAUGCCUACUACCGCCUCAAGUUGAACCGGAUUGAGUUGCCGCUCGGCCUGCUGGCCACGCCCCUCAUCCAGCAGCAGUGCUCCCAGGAGGCGGACACGAUGGCCAAGCUGUCCGCCGGCUUGGGCUACAUCCUGGCCCACGAAAUGGUGCACGCCUUCGACUUCGAUGGCCUUAAUUACGAUGCCUCCGGCCAGUUGGCCAAUGGUCAGUGGCCGGCCAGGGCGAUUAUCCGUUUUAGCCUGAGAGCCGGCUGCUACUUGGGCGACCGGUACAGUAAUGCCACGCUAACCGUCAACGAGAACAUCGCGGAUUCCGAGGGACUUCGCUUGGCCCUCGACACAUAUCGCAGCCGGAGUGCAGCUCCAAACUUGCGCACCUUCUUCCUGGCCUUUGCCCAGAACUGGUGUGGCACGGUGGCAAGUGCGGCGGGCUCCAGCCUGCAUGCCGCACACGCCGAGCGGGUUAACAAUGUACUGGGAAACAUUCCGGAGUUCGGGGACACCUUUCAGUGCACGGCCACCAGCCAGAUGAAUCCCGUGGACAAGUGCCGCAUUUGGUGACCGUCUAAAGGCGUGUAUCUCAAAACUGGUGUUUGAAAACUAAUGGAAUCAGCUUAAAUUAGACUGCAGCCUGCAAGUAGUGAAAUACAAUUGACUGGCUGUCGCAAUCAAUGGCUUUUAGUUAAAUAUAAUGCAAUUUUGUGCGAGGAGCAAAAACGAGUUUUUAAAAUACAAGUAAAUAUGUCUGCCAUUUACAAACAUUUUUUCGUAUCAAAAGAAUACGGAUAAUGCUGCUCAA